AGUUGAUGCGACUGUACAGGAAGUCGACGGGCAGAACUUAAUACAACAUUUACAGAUGACCGCAGUGGAGUUGGUUAUUUAUGUGAUAAAACGUAAAGCAGCUACAGAGCUAGCGUUCAGCUAGCAGCUGAAGUAGAAGCUAAAACAGAGCUAGUUCAGUCGGUGUCAGAAUGGACUCCUGGGUUCGGUUCAGCGCUCAGAGUCAAGCCAAGGAACGAGGAUUCAGAGCGGCUCAGUACGCCUGCAUGUUGGUCGGCUCCGCUCUGCACAGGACCUCGGCAGCGCCGGAGCUCCGCUCGAAAAUCAACAGCCUGGAGGCUCACAUGAGCCUCACGAGAAAGUUGCUGCGUCUGGGGAACUCUGUGGAAGCGCUGCAGGCUGCCAAACGGACCAUCCACCUGUCUGAUGGCGUGCUGAGGCUCUGCCUGACCGUCAGCCACCUGAACAGAGCCAUGUACUUCGCCUGCGACAACGUGCUGUGGGCAGGAAAAACAGGCCUCGUGGCCCAACUGGACCAGCACAAAUGGAGUCAGAGGUCCUUCAGGUACUACCUGUUUGCUCUGAUCCUCAGCCUGACCCGAGACCUGUACGAGCUCCGCCUCCUCCUCGACUCUGAGACCCGCUCCAGAGGCACCAAGUCCCCCCCGCCUCCCUCCGACAGCAGCGCUCUCCUCACCGACCCCCUCUCCACGUCCUCCUCUCCCUCUGCCGGAGCUCCGCCUCUUCCUCUUGCCCGUCUCCACAGGCGCCUCCAUCAGGUUCUGACGGUUCUGUACAGAAACCCGCCGCUGCUGCUGGACCUGCUGAAGAACAGCUGUGAUCUCUUCAUCCCACUCGACAGGCUGGGGAUCUACCCGACCGGGCCGGGUUUUGUCGGGACCUGCGGCCUGGUCUCCUCUGUCCUCUCCAUCCUCACCAUCGUCCAGCCGUGGCUCAAACUCAAACCAUGAACCCAGUUUGGCCCGUUCAGAACAGAACUGUACCGACGUCAUGUGAUCAACUCCUCUGGAGGCUCGAGUUCUAACAGACGUUUUAUGAUCUUUCUUUUUGCCCAACAAAAGAAAUGUUCUUUCCUGAAUGUUAACGUUUUUAACAGCCGUCUAUCCACACGUAGAGAACGUAAAACCUGGAAGUUUUCAGUUUU
Molecule: messenger RNA, 1144 nt
Organism: Nematolebias whitei (Rio pearlfish)
Lineage: Eukaryota; Metazoa; Chordata; Actinopteri; Cyprinodontiformes; Rivulidae
Product: peroxisomal membrane protein 11B-like
Exons: 4
Coding region: 171-950 (259 amino acids)
Biological process (GO): regulation of peroxisome size; peroxisome fission
Cellular component (GO): peroxisomal membrane
Source: RefSeq, a predicted model, not a curated record